UAUAAAUGCCUAGAAAGAAAAGCGCCCUUGUUGGUAACUAUGAGCUUGGAGAAGAGAUAAGCCAAGGCUCAUUCUCAAAAGUAUACCUCUGCAACAUCUGGAGACAAGACAAUAUCUUUCCAGAUGCCAGAUGGAGAAUGCGUAAGGGAAGAACUAUUGCUUGCAAAAUGACUACUCAUUGAUGGCUUUCAGAGACCGACUCUACUAACUUGAUUAGAGAGAUAAACAUACUGAUGAAGCUUGAUCAUAAAAAUAUCAUGAGGUUUAUCGAAGUUAAUAAAGAUAAGAAGUAUAUUUACCUCUUUGUCGAACACUGCAAUGGAGGAGACUUGAAGAAAUUGAUAAAAGCGAGAGGAGGAAAACUUAGUGAACAGUUCACUCAGAAAAUUGCAUUUCAGAUUUCAAAGGGAUUAUACCAUCUCUAUCUGAAGGGAGUGAUACAUCGUGACUUAAAGCCCGAUAACAUCUUGAUUCACUUCCCAAAUUUUAAACAAGAGGACUGUGAACUUGAUCAGUACUUGAAAGAUUUCAAGUAUAAGACAGAACCGAUGGAAGCAAUUAUCGGUGAUUUUGGAUUUGCUAGAUUUUUAAAGAAACAUGAGUUAGCCACUUCCUGAAUAGGUUCACCUGCUAACAUGGCUCCUGAAAUAUUCCCUGAAAAAGGUUAUGAUGCCAAAGUUGAUAUAUGGGCUUUCGGAACUGUUGUUUAUGAGCUCUUAUUUGGGUUUCUUCCCUUUUAUGGGUAUACAAUUGAAGGUCUGAAAAAGAUGAUUGAAAUAGGGGUUUAUGGAAUCCCUUUUGAAGUCGAAGUCUCUGCAGAAUGAAUCGAUUUCAUUCAAAAAUGCCUCCAAGAAGAUCCAUCAAAGAGGCUGAGCCAUUUUGAAGCUUAUCAGCAUCCAUUUAUCACUAGGAAAGAACUCAAAUCUUCUACAAAGCGCAGAAUGAAGAGAACAAAGGAUGGUAAAAAGGAUAUAGUUGUUGAUAAUGGAUCAAUAUUACUAAAUAAAAGAAAUGCAAUCAUGCUUAAUAUUAGAGAGAUAAAGCCUCUUAAAGAACUAGAAGAAAUGGUGGCCUCUAUUCCUGGAGAAACUCAGGAUAAAGUUCAGAUUAAGAAGAUUAAGUUUAAAGACAAUUAUGAAGAAGAUAAGAUCGAAAGUGAUAAAUUCACAGGACAAACUUCUUCUAUUGUAGAUUCAUGAUUUGCUAAGGAGAAGAAGAAGAGUAUAAUACCCAAGAAAAUGAUUAAAGGAAUUAAGAGAACCUUUAGAAAGAAAGAGUUAGGCAAAGAUGAUCAGAAGUUCAAAAGUAAAGAAAAUAACUACAAACCAAAGAAAGCAUUUGCGAAGGAAAAGAUAAAGAAACCCAAGGGUGUUACUAAAAAUGCCAAAUUCUACAUUAAGAAGAAAGUCAUAAUUAAGAAAAUAGAAAUCAGUCAUGAUUCUGACCUGCGCAUAUCAGCCGAUAGGUCAUCUUUAAGACUCCAAGAUUCACAUAUCAGCAGUGAUAUCUCCAGUGCCAACGAUUCACCUAUUAAAAAGAUUCCGUCUCAUGAUAAAACCUUGGGAAGAUCAGUCCAAAUCCAGAAAUCUUAGCUUUUCCGAAAUAAAAAUUCUU
Messenger RNA from Moneuplotes crassus, 1614 nucleotides. NCBI's taxonomy places the organism in Eukaryota, Ciliophora, Spirotrichea, Euplotida, Euplotidae. The record is from the annotation of a GenBank genome assembly.